CUCUCUUUUUUCUCUCACUUCAACAUCUUCUCUCUCUAAACCACCGGCGACGACGACGAUGAAGAAACUUAUUCGCCGUCUUUCCGCCUCCUCACAGUAUUUGCUACUCCGAUCCGACGGCGGCGAAGUAUCCGGUUCAAAAUCGCGUCGAUCAAAAGUCCGAUCAUCUGAUAUAGUACCGGUAGGACAUAUUCCUUUAUACGUCGGCGAUGAGAUGGAACGGUUCGUUGUAAGUGCCGAUCUACUUAAUCAUCCUAUAUUCGUUAUGCUUCUCAAUAAAUCAGCUCAAGAAUACGGUUACGAACAGAUUGGCGUGCUUCGUAUUCCUUGUCAUGUACUUGUUUUCGAGAGAAUUUUGGAAGCGUUACGAAUUGGUGAUGAAUCUCCGGUUGUUCAGGAACUUCUUAAUUCACUCUCGAAUGAGUUUCUUGAGUGCCGCGUAUGUUGAUUUCUCAGUUAUAUAUAGAUCAUGGAAAUAGAUUAAAGCAAGAGAGAUCUUAAUUAGUUAAUUAAUUAGAUUGAUUUUCUCACCUUCGAUUCUCUUCUCUUCUGUACAUAUAAUAUAUAUAUAUAUAUAUAGGAUUAUAUGAAUUAGCUUUUUGUGU
Messenger RNA from Impatiens glandulifera, 605 nucleotides. RefSeq names its product auxin-responsive protein SAUR71-like. The transcript has a single exon. NCBI's taxonomy places the organism in Eukaryota, Viridiplantae, Streptophyta, Magnoliopsida, Ericales, Balsaminaceae. Bases 59 to 448 code for a protein of 129 amino acids. Gene Ontology annotation, biological process: response to auxin. The record is from RefSeq and is a predicted model, not a curated record.